Sceloporus undulatus (fence lizard) is the source of this 10048-nucleotide messenger RNA. It is a transcript of the gene SYNPO2, whose product is annotated as synaptopodin 2. The transcript is spliced from 5 exons. Gene Ontology annotation, molecular function: actin binding. The coding region runs from base 150 to 4007 and encodes 1285 amino acids. The record is from RefSeq and is a predicted model, not a curated record. Lineage: Eukaryota; Metazoa; Chordata; Lepidosauria; Squamata; Phrynosomatidae. Gene Ontology annotation, biological process: positive regulation of actin filament bundle assembly. Gene Ontology annotation, cellular component: actin cytoskeleton; stress fiber; nucleus.
UGAGCCUGCUGCUCUUUCUCUUCCUCCACACCAUUCAGAAGGCAGGCUUCCAGUUCAGUAAACCUCCAAAUCUUUUAGGAAAUAGACCUACAGACCUAUUGAAAAGUUUCUUUUGCCAAUGAAUACUGCUUGAUUGCCACAGGAAGAAAAUGGGUACCGGGGAUUAUAUCUGCAUCACCAUGACUGGGGGAGCACCUUGGGGUUUUAGGCUUCAAGGUGGAAAGGAAGAAAAGCAGCCUUUACAGAUUGCCAAGAUUCGUAACAAGAGCAAAGCAUCCAAAGCUGGGCUAUGUGAAGGGGAUGAAGUGAUAUCUAUCAAUGGAAACCCUUGCACUGACUUAACCUAUUCUGAAGUUAUUACCCUGAUGGAAAGCCUGACUGACAUGCUGCAGAUGCUUAUAAAGAGAUCUUCCAGUGGGAUAAGUGAGGCCCUAAGUCCUGAAAAAGAAAAUGGAAGACAUAGUGAAAUCAAAAAUGAGGAAUAUAAAGAAAGUACAACCCUGCAGAUCAGAACAGCAGUACCAAAAGUUCACCAAGAAUUGCUGAUUACAGGGGUGACUGUGGAAACAACUUCAAAAGAUGUGGAACAAAGUCAUGUGGAUUUUUCUGGAACAAAACAAGAGAGAGAGCUAACCCCCUCCCACAAAAUCCCCCCUAAAGUAAUAGAAGUUCCCGAAGCACACCUAAUAGACAUGCCUGCUCUCACUAGGGGGAAUGGAGAAAAGCCAGGCCCUACAGUUGAGUUACAGUUGUCCCUCUCGCAUGACAAACCCAAAGGCACCAAUGCUCCUGCAGUGACUGUCCUGGGGACUGAAGAGUGCAAGCCUCUGGAAACAGGACCCACCCUCCUGAAAGAUGGGACUAGCUGGGUGAUUCCAGCUCCUGCAACUAAAGACCCCACUGUCCAGUGGUCAAGCAGGUCAUUCCAGAUUGCUAGUGGCAACACAGGGGUCAAAGCAAUCCAUGAAACGGAAACAAAGGAGCCUUCUCUCACCAAAGUAGAAGUGAUCCUGGACUGCUCUAGCCAGGCAAAGGAAAGCUCCAGGUCUGUGUCUGAAAAGGGGUGUGUGGAUUCUCAAGUGGAAGGAGGGCAGUCAGAAGCACCUCCUUCUGUAGUCUCCUUUGGAAUCUCAUCUGAAGGCACAGAGCAGGCAGAAGACGAUCUGCACUCUGAAAGGGAACAUAGCAGACCUCACAAACACCGGGCAAGGCACGCCAGGCUCAGACGCAGUGAGAGCCUGUCAGAAAAACAGGUGAAAGAAGCCAAAUCUAAAUGUAAGAGCAUUGCCUUAUUGCUGACAGCAGCUCCCAAUCCCAACUCCAAGGGAGUGUUGAUGUUCAAGAAGCGUCGCCAAAGGGCCAGGAAAUAUACUUUGGUCAGCUACGGCACUGGGGAACUAGAGCGUUACGAGGACGAGGGGGAAGAAGACGAGGGGGAAGAAGGUGAGAAAGAGAACACUUUUGAAGUCACUCUACUAGGCACAAGUGAGUCAGAAAUCGAUGAAGAUUUCUUUUCUGAUCUUGACAAAGAGGACCGGAUUGUGACAUUUGACUGGGACACUGGGCUACUUGAAGUUGAAAAGAAACCAAAAAGUGGGGACGAGAUGUCUCAGCUUCUUCCAGACAGCAAGGGCAAAGGGGCACUCAUGUUUGCCAAAAGACGUCAAAGGGUAGACCAGGUCACUGCCGAACAAGAGGCUAUGAAGAUGCAGGGAAUGCACAGAAGUUCUGAGGAACACCGAGAAGCUACUUCUGUAGAAAGUACCCAGAAAAUUAGUUCCUCCUUGUAUCAAGCAAAGCAAGAAGCUUCUAGAGUUCAGCAGAGCCAUGUUAGCAAAAGCUACAUAGAGGUGAGCCACAGUCAUGGUACAACAAUUCAACAAAAUGGCAUUGGUGUUGCUCCUGAGACAAAUAUGAUCUAUCCAUCUUCAGAAAACCUUAAAGCUGCUUCAAACAGAACAGCAAAACCUUUCCCUGGUGUACAGAACAGAGCAGCAGCACCAUUUUCACCCACCAGAAGUAUGACUAGCCCCCUCUCAGAUCUACCUGCACCACCUCCUUAUACAUCAGCCAGCCCACCACCUGAAGCCAUGUACAGAACUGUGUUAACUCCAGUUGCCACCAGCACAACUCAGUCAACUCUGUUGUCUCCAAUUGAAUCAACUGAGCAGAUUGCAUCCAGGGACGAAAGGAUUGCAGUACCUGCCAAAAGAACUGGAAUAUUGCAAGAGGCAAAAAGAAGAAGUACAGCAAAGCCUAUGUUUACUUUCAAAGAAGCCCCCAAGAUGAGUCCCAAUCCUGCUCUUUUGUCCCUUGUACAACAUACAGAAGGGAAAAAAGGUGCUGGCAUGGGCUUUGAAUCAGGUCCUGAAGAAGACUACCUCAGUUUGGGAGCAGAGGCCUGUAAUUUCAUGCAAAUCCAAGCAGCCAAACAGAAGAUCCCACCUCCAGUUGCUCCAAAACCAUCACUUAAGGUUUCUCCUACUGCCACGACACCUGUAUCACCAGUCUGGUCCCCUCCAGCUGUGGCAAUUACCCAGCCUCCUGUCUUUCCAGCUCCAAAUUCACCUGAAGUGGCUGCUCCAGGACCUAUCAAAACAGUGCAACCUGCUUAUCCCCCACCACAGCCUCCUACUUCUCUUAACCUAGCUAGUCCACUUAAAGGACCUCAAACAGCAAUGUCACACCAAAAUUAUACACCUAAAACCACACCUACCACACCACUAGGAAACAGUGUGCUUGCUGGAGGAGUUGGGCCAGCUUUUGAAAUGCCCCCAGCUUUGAGUGGGAAGGGAGCCCAGCUUUUUGCCAAAAGACAAUCACGGAUGGAAAAGUACGUGGUUGACUCAGAAACUGUGCAAGCCAAUAUGGCACGGGCUUCAUCACCAACACCAUCUUUACCAGCUUCUUGGAAAUACUCAUCAAAUGUCCGAGCACCACCACCUGUAGCAUACAACCCCAUCCAGUCCCCAUCUUAUCCUCUUGCUGCUACCAAACCACAGUCAAAGUCUCCUGGAGCUUCCAAAACAACCAAGAAAAAGCCUAAGAAAGCACUUAGUUCUUUGGAAGUUAUGAAGCAUCAACCAUACCAGCUGAAUGCAUCCUUAUUUACUUUUCAACCUCCUUCUGAUAAAGAAGGCCUGCCUAAGCAACCUACAAAGUUUGACUCACUGUCUGCCUCAAAACAAGCUCUACCUUCAAGAUCUCUCGAUACUGGUUCUCCUGCUAAUGUCCGAGCAUCUUCAGUGUACUCUGUACCAGCCUACAGUUCACAACCAUUCUCCGCAUCAAAUGCCUCCAGCCCUGUAAUUGAGUCCUGUGCACCAACAGUUCACUCUACUUUUUUGAAGCAAGAAUCAGCCUCCUCCUCUAUGUUUACUACUCCCAGGCCAAAGUUCUCAGCCAAGAAAGUUGGUGUCACAGCACAGGAAAGAGGCAGUGAACGAUCUCUGUCAAUCUCUGGAUGGCCUCCUUCAACCACUUCACAAUCCAUGUCACCCAUUUCUCCUGGAAUGUUCCAACCUGCUCCUGAUUACUUUGGCAAACCAACACCUCCAGGAGCUGACAACAAGCCUGGGAAGAGACUAACUCCUUGGGAAGCUGCAGCCAAGUCUCCUCUUGGACUUGUGGAUGAUGCCUUUGGCCCUCAAACCAUUCAAGAGUCCAUUGCAGCAAAUGUUUUGUCUGCUGCCCGUAGGAAAACACUACCUGCUCCACCAGAUGACUGGAAACAAAAAGUGGCCUAUGAGCAUCCAGCCCCAAGUGCCCAUGCAAAAUUAUCUUCAUUUGGAAGGAGCCAUUCAGCAACCAUCUACCCUCCGAAGAGCACAAUGUCUGCUCCUAGCUCCACAUCCCAUUGCAGCUCUCGUCUGCAUUAUGCAUACUAUGGUCAGCGUGCCCAAACUGAUCCUGGUAUGGUCUCCAUGGAUUCCAGGUCUGAUUACUGCCUGUCAAUAUCUGACCCCAACUAUAACCCACAUCCAAAGGGAUGGAGGCGUCAGACAUAAGAAACAUAAGAGCUUCUCUUAGUUUUCCUUCUUGCAAUUCUACAAGUCAUAGAUGCUACAAUAAAUUAAAAGUGGUGAUCUGCAUGGAUACAUGUUUUCUGGAGCUUCAACAGAUCAAAAGUUUUCCAAAAUGAAGGACAGCGUCUGUGACGUUCUCAGUGGUACAACCCAUUUUGUCUUUUAGUGUGUGUGUGCUUGGGUUUGUGAGUGUACGUGUACGUUAAGAGGUCAAAUUUGUGUACCAAGAAAGUACAAAGCAGUGCCUCCAUAUGUGAAGCUGGGAAAGUACAACAAUUAUGCAAAGUUAAAACUUCUACAAAUUAUCCUGUGAGUCUUUAUGAAGAAUGUAAUCUUAAUUUUUGGUCUUGAAAAAACCUCUCCAUUCAACUUAUGCCUGGCAGGUAUAAGAAUCCAUCUUUGCUGCUGCUCACUUUAUGGUCAAAUGAAACUUUUGCAUUUCCUUUCCAAGGAAAUGUCAUUAUGCAGUUAAAUAUCAGAAAGUUUAAUGGUAACAAGAUUACAGCAGUGUUGCUCCAACUUUAACUGUCAUAGCUAAACCCUAAGGAAUCUCUCUGUAUGUAGUUUGGUGAGAUACAUAGAAUUUUCAGCUCUAGACUUCUAGUGCUAUAGCUCAAGGGAGUUGAGUAGAGCUCUCCAACAGAAAAUUCUAAGUACCCUUUCAUCAAACUACAAAUUCCAAGGUUCUGAUGGAGCUGUGACGUUUCAAGUGGCUUCAAACAAAAUGCAUGGAUCAUUUUCUGCAUUUUUAUUCACUAAUAAAGAUAUCACUGUUUUGUGGGUUUUGUAUAUUAUUGUAUUUUGCUCUAUGGCCAACACAGCUACCCUGGAGAUGUUUUCUAUGUAAUACAGAUAUGCUGUUAGUUGUGAUAUUUUGAUUUUUGUUCAGUCAACUAUAACUUUUCUAUCCUGCAACAUAAUUGGCUGAGGGGGUGGGAAAAUGAACAAAGUUUUGAUAGCUUUAUGCCCCUAAAUUCCAUAAUCAUCAGGAGAGAGAAUAUAUUGUUCAGUGGUAGAACACUUGCUUGCAUACAUGUAGAAGAUCCAAGAUUCAUACUUGGCAUCUACAUUUAACAAGAUUAGCUAACAAAGCAGGGGGAAAAUCUAAAUUGGCAGUGAGGUACUGCCAAAAUCAGAAGAGACAGACAAUAUGGCAGCUUCCUGCUCAUGCUUCAUUUCCUUUUGCUGUGCACUCACCCCAAAUAUUUUACUUAAUAAAAAGUCAACAGAGUAUGUUUGCAGAGUUUGGGAGGAGGGAAAACAUUUUGAACUACAGUUUCCAACCUCCUCCAGCCUGUUCUGGUUUUGAUCGUCUAUCAAAAGUCAGAAGUGAAACUCCUCCCCUCUAUUCCAUUUGUUAUCUGAAAACCUAUAGCAUUCCACAGAGUAAUAAUAUUUGCUCUCUUUUGCUGUUCUAAGGUACAUUGAUAACGCUUUCACUCUGUUUAUUAGUUGAAACUUGGUAGUGGCUGUGCUGAAGAUAACCCUCUUCCUGCAAAAUUAUUCAGAAGGCUGAAUAAGAUGUGAAGAGAUUGCUUUUCAUUUAUAUCCAGUGAACAAUAUAUCUAAUGAAGGAUGAAGGAUAUAGUCACCUGACUAGGCAGGGAGGUGACUUUAAAAAAAAAUCAAAACGGUAUACUGUUCUAAAUUUUCACAGAAUUCUAGAGCUGUUUAGAAUACUAUCACUAUGUAUGUUUACCAAACAGUAAGUCCUGCUAAGUUUAGUGAAACUGGGUUGAUCCAAGACAUUUUUCUGCCUACGGCAGAACAGCAAAUGGUACCUCCCCUAGAUUUGCCAAAUCCAAUGUAUGUAGUACCCAAGGCCAAUGUAUAUAGUACCAAGUUAUUUAGAUACCUGAAGCCUUGCCACAUCUGCACCUUAACUUCUCUUGAUACCCAUACAUCUUCCUCUUCCUGGCAGUAUAGGUGCAGUAAUAGAAAUUAAAUCACAGUUUACUACCCUGUCUUGGCAUCUACAGUCUGCUUAUCUGAGGCUGUUGCCUCAAUCUGAUUAAUAAUAGUGCAACUUGUUGUUGUAAUUGGGAUUGAAACUGCACUUUCAGGCCAGAAUCUUAUUUACGGCUCAUGAUGACAUACACUUUGGUGCAUACCCUCCAAUGUUUCACAGAUGAAAAAAAGACCACAUAUAACUAAGCACCACCAGAGUGUGGUCAAGGUGACAAAAGUUAUCAAUGAGGAAGAACACAAAGCUAUGAGAGGAUACUUUUGUUUGCUUUUGCCUGGACUUGCUGGGAAGGACAAGAUUCUGCCCUCUCCUCUCCCCUAUCUCUACUGAGUUAAAUGAGUGCAAACUACUCUUUUACUCUGAACUCAAUUUGUAGCAGUGGAAAUAAGCCCAGGACAAAGGGGAAAAGUGAGAGGAAGAGAGAGAAGCUGGGAGAUUUUAGAAGCAGCUGAAAAAGUGGGAUGACAUAGGAUUGAUCAGGACUGUCCCUGAACAUCUGGGACAGUGGAAGGCAUGCUGGUGUUAUGCUUCAUGGUCAUGCUGGUCAGGAGAUUCUGGGAACUUCAAAGAUCUAGUUCUAAUCAAACCUGCAGAAAACAAGUUUGGGCUUGGCUGUUCUUUGACAAUUUAGGAACAGAUGUUCAUGCAGGUUUUGGCAUUGACUACAUAGCAAAUUAACCAGAAAAGAAAUUCAACAUGUUCUAGGUGCUGUACUUCAGAUGAUUGGAACAUUCUGAGAAUAGUUCAAAGGUUUUUGAAUAUGUGUGGCUAACCUGAAUACUGUGUGAAAACAUCCAGUUAAGUGUAGUUUCUUUAGCAGAUGAUAAAUAUGGUAAGCUAAAUCUCACAAGAACUUAUGACUGUAAGGAAGGUCUAAUGUAUGAAGACGUGAUUCCUAGUAUUUGAAGACAGCAGGAAUGAUGUCCUCAGGAUGAAGCAACCAGAAAGCAAUGGUUUAGAUUUCAUUUAGAGUGAGUAACAGGUAUAUGUUGCAAGAUUUAUGAAAGAGGCAACCCUCUUGGGCCUUGAGAGGUUGCAUUUGUUUGUGAAAUAUAUAUUUUGCUAGUCAUGCAGUGGAUCAUAUUCUCCAGUGUCCCUGUAUAUUUGUUGGGAAGAUUUUGAUGUAGUAAUAGUCUGAUGCAAGGUUAGAGAACAAGAAGAAUUUAAAUUUUAGGAAGUCAUGUUUGUAUAAAAGUAGGUUUAUGUUAAGUGUUCAGUGGUCUGAGUCCAGUUUAAGACAAUUCCUAUGAAGAGACACACAUUAAAAACAUUGGACUAAAUCCAAUGUUCUGAUUAUCAUUGCACCAAAACUGUCCUUCACUUCUCUCUCUCCAUUCUCCCCUCCAGCCCUAAACUUCCUGAAACUUGGUUCUAAAAGAUUUCCCAGGCCUCCAGUGUUGUUUUGGAGGAUGCCAGUGAGGCACCUCCCUCCUGGUUAUUUAUGCUGCCAAUUUGCCAGAAGAAUGCCAUUGUUAGAUCUCUGUCCCUAUCUAGAAUUACUUUAAGAUAAAUACUUGGCUUUAUGUCAGUUAUGACUUCUAGAUAUCAACAGGACUAACACAAGCAGUGAAACAUCUGUUUACCAUCUAUCUGAGGACAUACUCAUUUUAGAAUGUAUUAAUAUUCAAAGGAAUCUUGUAGCACCUUAGAGAGAGAAAGAAGUUUAUAGCAUAAGCUUUUAUAGACUCAGAUUGUAUCUGAAGAAGUAGACUGACUAUGAAAACUUAUGCUACAAACAUCUUUCAGUUAGUCCCUAAUGUGCUACAAGAUCCCUUCGCAUGUGUCUCUGUGUUUUUUCUAAUAUCAUUUGAAGCAAACUCCACAUGAGAAGGGCCAGUGAUCCAGCUUUCAUACUUCCGGAGUUACGAAUGAUUUAGGGCCCUGAGGGCUAAGUUCUGCUGUUUCCAGGAAAAUAUUUGUGCUUUAGCGUACACUCUUUUUAAUCAUAACUAAUUGAGACACAAUAUAUUUUCCACUAAAGUCAAUGGAACAUGCUUCUAAGUAAAUGCAUUUGAAACCAAUGUUCCCAUGAAUCCAAGUAUGCUAUGUCCCACAUGAUCAGGUCAGGUUUCCAUUUUGCAAUGCUCUGCUUUUCUUUUAGGACCAUGAUUAAUCAGCUUCCUGUAAAUAAGAGUGUUGUCAGAUGCAGCUGUGGAUAUAUGUUUUCAUUUGUCAAUACUCAAGAAAAAACAAUUGUGUAUGUUUCCCUUUGUAAUAUUUUUGUGUUACUCAAUGCCGCAUGGUUAAAACCAUGAAAUAAUAUCUGAUUUCAACAUAGAUGCCAAAGGCUUUUUCCAAUUGUUUUCUUGUCACAAGAUGAUUCCCUUAAAGCCAUACAAAAGGUGUGUGUGCGUGUUCAACACACCCUUUCCUACCCAAGAAUUAAGAGAACAAUCCCACAAGCUGUCAUUUAUGAGUCUGACAGGAUACAUCAUGUUAACACAGCAAACCAGAUGAAUGUCAUGAGAUAAUUAAGAUAAUUAAGUAUCAAAUAAUAGAACUGAACCCUGAGGCUCACCCAGGUCAAGGUGCACAGUUUGAGGCCAUGAAAGAGAAAAUCCCACAAGCAACUCUCUUUGUACUCAGUGGGAAAUAUGUGAGUUUGUGCAUGAAUGUAUGUAGUAAUAUUAACAUAAAUAAGUAAAAUUUGCCACCCUUUCAUGAUGUGACAAAGCUGCCCUCUGAAACAAGUGUCUCACUCUAGCCUUGUAAAUGUUUUGCUUAUCGCAAUGGAGCUUCUCUGAAUAUUCCUUGGUUUGAUGAUAAAAAAACACAUGGAGGACCAAUGGUUGUGAACUUAUGGUCUUUGAAAAAAAAUCAAACAUAUCCUGACAUUCAUUACAUUAAAUUCUUAGAAAAUCCUGAGUCUUGAAAUACUUCUACAGUGAGUCAAGCAAGAACAAAUUUAAACAAGGAUUUUUAACAUCCACUUUUAAAAAUGUACUCAUUGUUCCAAUUUAGUUAUGGCUAUGGUCCAAUAUGGCAUUUUUUUCAUGCUUAGUUGUAUUCACAAAUACAGAACAAUUAGCUUAGUCCAGAAAAAACAAGGACUAAAGUUCACCCAGUUGGACACAGGCUGCUAUUUUCUACCCCCUUUGCUCAAGAGUCACGCCCUUUAUAGACCAGCCUGAAAGCCUGGCAUGGGGGCAGAAUCAGGGCGUAGUGUACUCACAAUGCACGCCUGACUCUGCCCCCCCAGGACACCCUGAUGCCACAUGCCGCUCCACAGGAUGCAGCUCCAAAGGAGUGCCAUAUAGACGUGCCACCAUGGUUAUGGCACCCUUGCAACAGUGCAAAAAGGAUCUACUUACAGAGGUCAAACUAAUUGUCUGAUUAAAAAAAAAAAUGUGUGGAUUAAUUGUACUGAUGUGGAUUAAAAAAACAAAAACAUCUUUUUUGAAAUUAGUCUAAAAUCCUAUUUGCAUUUCUUCAUUCAUUUUCUCUAUUAGAAAGAACAUCGGAAAGGAAAAAAUAGCUAGUGUUAGACUCUGCCACACAUCACUCUGCAUUCUUUAUUUUAUUUGCACUGUAUACAUUUUUUUCUCAGCUCUGCUUCUGGAGGGGAAAAAUAUAUUUUAUUGAUGUAAGUGUGAAUAUUGUAUGUAUUCCAAACAUCCAUCUAAAUAUCGUUUAGAUUUUGGGUGUAUGUGUGUGUGUGUGUGUGUGCACAUGCCUUUGUGCAAAGGGACAAAUUUGAUCAUUUCACGAAGGAAAUGUUUUAGCAGUAUUCAGAUAGCUGUUUCAGAUCUCCUAACAGAUUCUUACUCAACAGAAGAUUUGGGUAAAGAUGUCAGAGGCUCUUCUGAAUAUAUGCGCAAUAUUGAAAGUUAUAUUCCUGUACUUGUACUACGAGCAAGAUAGUCUAAUUUUGUGUUUAUUUUUAUUAGCUUCAAUGCAGAUUAACACCUAAUGCUACUGCCUUUGCAAAACAGGUAACAUAUAUAUUCCAGUUAAGUAAUUUCAUUUUCACUUUCACCAGCUAUUAGGUUGUCAGGGAAGGGCACUUUGUUAGAAUGCAUGGUAGAGAUGUAAAAUGGCAUAACUCAAUAAAAAUGAU